Molecule: messenger RNA, 7822 nt
Organism: Esox lucius (northern pike)
Lineage: Eukaryota; Metazoa; Chordata; Actinopteri; Esociformes; Esocidae
Product: sickle tail protein homolog
Exons: 21
Coding region: 172-6696 (2174 amino acids)
Cellular component (GO): cytoplasm
Source: RefSeq, a predicted model, not a curated record
CCGUUGCCCAGCCUACCUGCUCCAGUCAGGACUCGCAGAGCUCAGUGGAAGACACACAGCCUGAGGUGCCCUGAGACCUGGAAUAAUCGGCCCUUUUUCCUACGACACAGACCUGGAGCUGACCGAGACUGAGAGACCAGGUGACCCGGGCUCCCGCUGACCUCCACCAGGAUGUCAAAAGCUUCGCGACUGGCUCGGCCCUCCUCGGCCGGCGCUGGUUCCAAACUGCCGUCCCCCCGCAAGGAGGCUCCCGGAGGGGCCCGUGCCAGGGUGGUGAGCGUAGGCGAGAAACUGAUGAGGGCCGGCAGCGAUGGGACCCCAGCCAAGCAGAGGGCCCUGGCUAUGGCCGGCCCACCUGAACAGCAGCCGGCAGUCAAACAGCCGACUCAUACUGAGUCCCAGAGCCAGGACAAUCAAAGCCAGUCACUGACUGAGGACAUGGUGGCCCAACCCAGGCGCAGAAUCAGCCCGCCUAAAGCUUCAGCCCUCCCACAGGGCACUAUGCAAAAGCAAACCAAAAGCAACCUAAAGGUGACCUCGCCAGAGGAUUCCGAGCACCUGAGCAGGAGGCAGGGCCCCCCGAAUGGAACCCGGGCCGAGGACCCCAAAGGUAACGGCAGUCGUACCGUCCCCCGAAGGCACACGUUAGGGGGGGCGCGAAGCUCCCGAGAGAUCCUGGCCAUGCAGCCUUCUGACAUGGACAAGAAGCGGGAAGCCUUCCUGGAGCACUUAAAGCAGAAGUACCCUCAUCAUGCCUCUGCCAUCAUGGGCCACCAGGAGAGGCUGAGGGAACAGGUUAGUGACGAACAGAGCAGAAGCCCGAAGCACGGCCCAAGUAGCCCCAGUGUAGGGGAGGCCGAGCACCUCUCCCUGGCCUCGCUGGACUCCCUGGAAACCAUGUCUGAGGCCGACGCCCCCACGGCCUUCACCAGAGGCAGCCGCUCCCGAGCCAGCCUGCCCGUGGUUCGCUCCACCAACCAAACGCGGGAUCGUUCACUGGGCGUUCUGUACCUGCAGUACGGCGAUGACACACAGCAAAUCCGGAUGCCUAACGAGAUCACUAGCGGGGACACCAUCAGGGCUCUGUUUGUGAGUGCCUUCCCCCAGCAGCUGACCAUGAAGAUGCUGGAGUCUCCCAGCGUGGCCAUCUAUGUCAAGGAUGACCUGAGGAACAUGUACUACGAGCUCACCGAUGUCAGGAAUAUCACAGACCACUCCUGCCUGAAAGUGUACCACAAGGACCCAGCACAGGCCUUCAGCCACGGGCCUCGACCCACCAACGGGGACACAAGGAUGCACAGAGAGAUGUAUGUUGGCCGUGACGGGCAGCACCCACUCCGUCAUCCCCCGAUGGGCCCCCCUCUGCACCCACACAUGCAGGUCCCCAUGUCCCCGCCCACCACCCACUCCAUGCCCCCCUCGCCCUCACGGAUCCCCUUCGGCCAGCGCCAGGGCCCCGCUCCCUGCAGCGCCACCAUGCCCCGGGAGCGCGUCGCCAACGCCACGCCUCCCGCUCGCUCCGCGUCGCCGUGCCCUAGCGCCAUCCUGGAGAGGCGCGACGUCAAGCCAGACGAGGACGUGGGCGGGAAGGCCCACAGCCUGGCGAGGGGCGGUGAGGGGCUGUACGCCGACCCGUACCUCCUUCACAACGACCUGAGGAUGGGUCACGCCCCGCCUGGGGACAUGGUGGACCACGGCAGCCUGGCCGGCUACCACCGCGCCUCCAUCCGCUCCGCGGGCUCCUACAGCGGGCCCAGCCCAACGGAGGCCAUGGACCAGCCGACGCUGUACCGCCAGAAGUCCAGGAAGUACGGAGAUAGCCAGCUGCCCACGCUGGGCUCCAAGACCCCGCCCCCAUCGCCCCACAGGAUGGCCGAGGUGAGGAUGAUUGACAUCCACGUGGUGCCCAACCCUCACGGGGGCGUGCCGCUGGAGCGGGCCUCGCCCAUUCGCCAGUCCUUCCGGAAGGAGGAAGCCAUCAAAGGCAGGGGCAACAUGUCUCCGGUUGUCCCAGACCUCCAAGGUCACGGACCUAUCCCGGCGGCCAGCGACCCCCAGACACGAGAGAGAAUGAAGGCUAUGGAGCAACAGAUUGCCAGCUUGACUGGUCUUGUUCAGCAUGCACUUUUAAAGUCCCCAAACUCUAGUGGCACCCACGAGGCUCUCAGUGAACGGCCCCAGAAGACAUCACGACAAGCGUCUCCGGUUCAUGGCGGGCAGAGUGCAGGAGGUUCUCCUAUUCUAGCACCCAAAAGUGCAGCGCCACCCUCUGAGAGUGGCUCCACCCAAAUACUCCCGGGCUCCGCCCCUUUCCAUUCCAACCUGCUCCAGUUCAAGAAGAAUGUGUCGGACCUCCGGCUGCAGCUUCACCAGAUGAGACAGCUCCAGCUCCAGAACCAGGAGGCUCUGCGUAUUCAGCUGAAGCGGGCUGAGCAGGAGAUCAGCGAGAAGCUGGCGGAGGCCAUGAGACGUCUGGAAGACCCCGUCCAGAGACAAAGAGCCCUGGUGGAGGAGGAAAGACACAAGUACCUGGGUCUGGAAGAGAGAGUGCUGGACAAGCUAGGUGAACUGGAGCAGUAUGUGGACAGUCUGAAGCGGGACACCGGCUCAGCGGGGGCUCACAGGUCUGUGACCCUGAAGGACGUAGAGGAGGGGGCUGUUAACCUCCGGAGAGUGGGAGAAUCCCUGGCUGGUCUCAAAGGGGAGUUCCCUGCUCUGCAGACCAGGAUGCGUUCUGUCCUAAGGGUGGAGGUGGAGGCUGUUAAGUUCCUCAAGGAGGAGCCCCACAAGCUGGACAGCAUGUUGAAGAGAGUCCGGAGCCUCACAGAGACACUCAGCGGCCUGAGAAGAUGUGCUACGGAGGGUCUCUUGAAAGGCUCUGACCCUGGGUGCGCCACGGGGAAACCGUCCCCAGCUGAGAUCACCCCUGCCAAAACCCCCACCACCGUGGACCCCAACCCCCUCGCGGAGCUUCCGGCCUCCCCCUCAGCACUGCUCGAGCCCCAGUCCUGCUCCAUCAGGUCGGAGGUGGUCGCGCCCUCCUCCCCAGUGGUCAUCCACCAUGUCCAGAGCGCUCCGGUCCAAAUGCAACAGUUCCAGCAUUCUGCAGCCCUGCUGGUCCAGGCCAGCCCCCCAACCCACAACCAGGGCCGGGACUCCCCAGGCUCAGCCAAGGCCUCCACCGGUGCCACCACGGACUCCCACUCCAACCCCUCCAGUCAGGGGGGAAGCCCUGCCCAGCAGAAGAAGAGCCCUGUUCCCGCAGCGGCUGUCAAUGCCGAGCUGGUGACCCCGGCUCCGGUCAAUAACGGGGGUAACGGAUCAGGGAACCUCUUCAUCGAGGAGAUUCACACAAAGAGUGGCAAGAGUAAAAAUCGGGCCAUGUCCAUAGAGGCGGCAGAGAAAGAGUGGGAGGAGCGCAGACAGAACAUAGGCCACUACGAUGGGAGGGAGUUUGAGAGAAUCCUGAGCGAGGCCCAGGCCAACAUGAUGAAAGGUAUCCCCAGCCUGGAGGUGCCGAGCGAGGGGGAUGCCUCAGCAACACACCCUGCCUCCCCGGACGGCCCCGCCCAUUCACCCAAGCCUGCGGAGCCAUCCCCAGGAGAGGACCAGCCUGAGCCAAGCUCAGAUAAACCAGCCCUAUCCAAGCCUGUUCCUGACAAACUCGCCAAGCUGGAUCUCGAUAAGCCCCCCGCCACCACCAAGCCUUCUGUGGAGAGAUCCCCGAAGACCCCCACGUCCGCCAAGUCCACCACCGACAAAGUGGGCAAGGUCGGCUUGGAGAAAGCCAGCAGGUCCCCCCCGCCUCCCCCACCCAGAAAGACCUUCCCCACCUUCAGUUCCGGGAUGACCACAACGCGUUCUGGGGAGGUGGUCUACACAGGCCGGAAGGAUUCUGCCACGGAAAAGGAGGAAACUGAGAUGCUUUCCCCAGGGACCCCGUCCAAACCCACCAAGGGCCCGGCUGAGACCACGGCCAAGCCCUCCACUCCGCCCCCAGUUGCGACCUCAGCCGUCCAUGAGGAGGAGGUGGAUGAGGGAGACAAAAUCAUGGCCGAGCUCCAGGUGUUCCAGAAGUGCACAGUAAAGGAUGUAGGGGUUAAAAGUAGUGUGCUAGAGACAUCUCCUACUCGAGUUGAGGCCCAAAUCAAAGAGCUAAGACCUGGGGCCUUAUUGCCCCUGAAAGAGAAAAAGCAGAGCUCAGACAGCACUCGGGAGGACAAACAGCCCAUCACAGAUGAAAAUGGGAACACCACCACUCUUCGUCAGAGCCCAGGGCAGGUUAUAUACUACGUAACCGGGCAGAUCUCCAAAGAUCAGCCUCCACCCCCGGCUCCGCUGGAGGAAGCUCCUGAACGCAGAGACGACCCACCGUUGUCCCCCUCACAGGUGUCAAAUGUGAAUGCUAAUGACAAUUCCCCGAGCCAGCAUCCACAGCAGCCUCAAGCUAAAUCCCAGCAGCUAGGGCCACCUGUAUCUCCCAAGCCUCUGUUUUUGAAUGGCCCGUGCCCUCUGUCUCAGAAACAGGUGUUGAGCUCAAAAUGUUUGAAGGCUAAACCAAAAGCGAUGAAAGGGGUUCUUGAAGGCCCGGUGGCCAGCGCCGUAGAUAAGCCUCAGGUCAGCAAAGUCCGGAGGCUAGAGACCUCGGUCUCCUCAGUCGUCCAGGAGUCCAGCAUUUCUCUUAGUACAAGUUUCCUGUUGCCUGCUGCGUUGCCUGCACCUCCACUAACCUCUGUAAGUGAGGUUCCUAAGGCAGUGGAGCCUCCCCCGGAGCAGGUUCUUAGUGCGGGCACUGAGCAGCACAGAGAACUCCUCAGACCCUGGAACGAGGAGGUCGACGGGGAGGCGAGCCUGAGCCCUGACCUACCUUGCGAGGAAGCCCCUCCACCCCCUGACAACAUUGCCUUCAUGAUCACCAACACCAAAGUCCAGGCGUUGUCCUGUGGGGAGUACCAGGAGCUUGUCAGUGCCAAACAGGGCAUCCAGACGGUGACCGUGGGACGGGGGCCUGGGAACCAGGAGAUAACCAACACCACCUCAGGCGGAGGCGGAAGCAGCAGCUCGGCGGAGUCGCAGGACGACUGUUUCAACAACAAGAAGCCGGUCAUCAUCAUCUUCGACGAGCCCAUGGACAUUCGUUCGGCCUACAAGCGCCUGUCCACGGUAUUUGAGUGCGAGGAAGAGCUGGAGACCAUGCUGGCAGAGGAGCGGAUCGAGGAGGAAGACGAGGAGUCCGAGGAGACUGAGAAGACCAGUGGCGGACCCCGGGUUGGUCCGUCCAAGGGAGGAGAGAAGGUAGCAGUUUCCACCAAGUCCGCCAGCAGCACUCCUAGCUUGACCAGUGAUAGAUUCCCGCACUCUUCCUCAUCAUCAGAGCUUGCAGACUCUUGUGGUGACGGGAAGCCGGAUGGGAAGAAGAAGUUCAAGUUCAAGUUUCCCAAGAAACAAUUGGCGGCAUUGUCACAGGCCAUCCGCACAGGUACCAAGACGGGCCGGAAGACGCUACAGGUAGUGGUGUAUGAAGAAGAGGAGGAGUCAGACGGUACCGUACGGCAGCAGAAGGAGGCCAAGAGGUUUGAGAUCCAAAGCCGCUCCAAGCUGUCCGCUCCUCCAGCAGACACAACAACGAAGGACCCGGAUCCGGCUGUCUUGAGGCGGCAACAAUCAGAUUCCCAAGGCAGGACGGACGAGAUCCGGAAGAGCACUUACAAGACUCUGGACAGCCUGGAGGAGACCAUAAAGCAACUAGAAAACACCAUCAGUGAGAUGAGCCCCGCAAGGACCCACCAGGAGGAACCAGUGAGGAGUCCCGACAGCAUGGAUCCCCAGCUUGGGUGUCUCGCGAGUGGCGAGAGUGGAGGACUGAAGAGAUCCUCAUCACUCCCUGCCAAGAGUUCACUCCCCAAGAUCCCCCAGCCCGUUAGGGCCUCCUCUCAGAGGAAGAAGACCAAACCUCAGCUUCUCCCCAGGCCUCCAAUCAUCCCCACAGCUAAUGUCACCCCUGUCGCCAGCCAACAGAACGCAACCAGCAUCGCUUCCCCUACUAGUCGGAUGCCGGUGCCCUUGUCUGCGAAGUCCAGGCAGUCGCCAGGGACUACUACUGACAAGGCAGGAAAACAGCAAAAGCUACAGGACAGCGCUCAGAGGCAGUUCCGACAGGCUAACGGAAGUGCUAAAAGAGCGGGAGGGGAUCAUAAAACAACUUCCCCUACUGUGCCUGCUUCUAAAAUCCCUGCUUUUUAUCCUAGCUCUGGUAAAGGAAGCACCUCCCAGUCUGCUCCAAACUCAGAUGCCACUAACCCCUUUACCCCUUCCACCUCCAACCCCUCCUGUUCCCCUCCCCACACCGCCAAGUCCUCCAUCCCGUCCCUUCACAGCCCCCGCCACCCCGGCUCCUCCCACAUCCCCUCCCUCUCUAACGGUUCCUCCCUCAAACUCCCUACACCCUCUCACGCAGGUAAAGCUUUCUCGUUCUCCUCGCAGACUCAAAACGGCCGAGCACCCACCUCCUCCUUCUCCUCCUCUUCCUCCUCUUCUUCCUCCUCCCCCUCCCCUCUGUCGCCCACCUCGCUGGGCCCGGGUGUGAAGAGUAUCCGCACCAUACACACCCCCAGCUUCACCAGCUACAGGCCCCAGAACGGCAGCGGCGGCAAAUCCUGCAUACCAACAGCCACAACAGCCAAGGACUCCACUUAGCACAGUUGCCAUAUUUGUGUUAUUGCUCUUUCUCUCUUUCUCUCUCUCUUUCGCUCUCUCUUUCUCUCACUUAAGAGUGAUUCAUUUUUUAAAAAAUUAUUCUCAUUGGUUUUUGUUUGUCGUCUUUCAAAAAGGGUAAUGGAUGCACUUCCCUCAACCAUUCAUGUUUCAAUAUGAUUUGGCGCUGGCAUUCUUACGGCGAUGCUUUGAAUUUUCUGUUGCGUUUUCCCUUGGCUAUUGCUUUGAACUGGAAACCUAAGGUUUAAAGGAUUUGGUUUUAUUGCUUCAUAGUUCACUGUUAUAUAUGGUAUUAAAUGUAUAUUUUUCUUACAUUAACUAAGAUUUGGAAAAUAUAGAGUUGAUUUACAAUCAUUAUGACGAUCUGAAAAUGUGUUUUAUUUUUUGAAAACCAGAGACUGGAUAUUCAUAGUAUAUUUUGAUCUUCCAUUAUUUCUUAUGUUGCCCAACAUUGAGCAUAGCCCUAGAAAAUACCUUUUAUGAAUGUAUACACAAUAUGUAUACAGACAUUUAAAGUGAAACUGCAUUGACUUCUAUUUUGUUAAGGAUAUUUUCUCAUACUGUAUAGUUAUCCAUGCACUGCCAAUUUAUUUUUAGGUGAUAGCAAACAGAUUUUAAGUGUUUUAAAUUUCUCUUUGUAGUUAUUGUGCCUAUUUGCCAAAGUUGUUAUGUCAUUUCCUGACUGUUUUACUGUAAUUAUGACAUACCAAGUGAGAGGACUAGGACACACUUGAGGUGUGAUGGCUGAAGUUUAUACCUUCAAUAGCUUUACUGGAGGUCUGUGUCUCUUAAGUUAAUGUUUAUCAAUGUCUAAAUGUAUACAGUACUAAAUACAAAAGUAAUUGACAAACUGUUCUACCAUGUGUACAUAAAUGCUUCUAAUAAGAACUUUAGUAGUUUUGUUGACAUACCAAAGUUUAUUUGUAUGCAUGCCUUUAAGAGAGUGACAAUAUAAAAGAAUUAUGUUUGCACAGAUAGAUUUUGUAAAUAUUUGUUUUCUCUUGUUUUUUUUUGUAAAGCUUUAAACCAUACUACAUAAAAGAAAAGGGCAAAGAAAGAAUUGUGUCAGAAGUUGGAAUGAAAACAAUAAAGGUCUGCAUGGAAUGCA